AUGACUACCACCGACACGAUCCUCGCGGCAAAAUACCCUGCCAAGGCUCAUGCGCGCCGUGUCGCUGAGUCCAUCAAGGCUCGGCAGGGGACCGACAACGACGAACCGCAACCUUUCAGACAACGCCGCCCAUUCUUCUACCUGACCGGAUGUCUCCUCCCCGAUGCCUCCGUCGUCUAUGAUGUGAACGCCGAUCAGUUGACUCUGUUCAUUCCUCCUAUCGACCCGGAAUCUGUCAUCUGGUCCGGUCUCCCCUUGUCGCUCGACGAUGCUUCAAAGCUUUACGACGUCGAUCGCGUCCUUUAUACUACCGACGUCAAUGCGACACUGGCCUCCAUCUCCUCCAGCCAGGGCGGAAAGGCGCCCGUCUUUGCCAUUGAAGAGCAGGUGUCGUCCGAAGUCAAGUUCCACGGCUUCUCCGCUACAAACCUAUCGGACCUGAAGGAAGUCAUCGGAGAUGAGCGUGUGGUCAAGGAUGCCUACGAGAUUGCUCUGCUUCGCAAGGCCAACGAGAUCUCUGGCAAAGCCCACGUCGCCGCCAUCAAGGCUGGCCAAACCGCCACGAAUGAGCGGGAGGUUGAGGCCGCUUUCAUUGGCACCUGCUACGCCAAUGAGAGCCGCGAGCAGUCUUACCAUGGUAUUUUUGCUAGCGGCGAAGGCGGCGCUACCCUCCACUACACAGCCAAUGACAAGCCUCUGAUUGACUCCAACGGCCAGCGCAAGAAGAACAUGCUCAUUGAUGCUGCUGGCGAAUACCAAACCUACUGUGCCGAUAUUACUCGUGUCAUCCCUCUGGAUGGCAAAUUCAACGAGGAAACCCGCCAGAUCUACAAGAUUGUGCUGGAGAUGCAAGAAGAGGCCAUUGCCGUCCUGAAGGCGGGCGUGAAGUGGGACGAUGUGCACGCCCUGACCCACCGCGUUGCCAUCCGUGGCCUGCUGAAGCUCGGCAUCCUGCGCGGAUCCGAGGAUGAAAUCUUCGAUAAGCGCGUCAGCGUGGCUUUCUUCCCCCACGGCCUGGGCCACUACCUGGGCAUGGAUACCCAUGACACCGGCGGCCACCCCAAUUACGAGGAUACCGAUAAGAUGUUCCGCUAUCUGCGUGUGCGAGUUGAACCUGGUAUUUACUUCUGCCGCUUCAUCAUCGACCCUGUCCUCAAGGAUGCGGAGUUGAGUAAGUACAUCGACACUGCCGUUCUGGACCGAUACUGGAGUGUUGGAGGUGUCCGAAUUGAGGACAAUCUGCAUAUCACCAAGGAUGGCUCGGAUAACCUGACUACGGCGCCCAAGGCCCUGGCGGAAGUGGAGAGCUUGGCCCAAUAG
Molecule: messenger RNA, 1320 nt
Organism: Penicillium chermesinum
Lineage: Eukaryota; Fungi; Ascomycota; Eurotiomycetes; Eurotiales; Aspergillaceae
Product: aminopeptidase P family protein
Exons: 5
Coding region: 1-1320 (439 amino acids)
Molecular function (GO): manganese ion binding; metalloaminopeptidase activity
Source: RefSeq, a predicted model, not a curated record